Messenger RNA from Tripterygium wilfordii, 575 nucleotides. RefSeq lists its product as uncharacterized. The transcript has a single exon. Bases 88 to 429 code for a protein of 113 amino acids. NCBI's taxonomy places the organism in Eukaryota, Viridiplantae, Streptophyta, Magnoliopsida, Celastrales, Celastraceae. The record is from RefSeq and is a predicted model, not a curated record.
UUCACGCAUAACCACUUCCCACCACUAACAACCGCAAUUUCUAUCUCUCUCUCUCUCUUCAAUUUCCAGUUUUUGUGUGAAGUGGUGAUGGGGAAUUGCAUGAAGACGUGUAAGCAAACAGAGCAAGAAGAUGACCUGAAAUUUGAUUUUGAAGAAGAAAAAGAUGGGAAAGCAGAAGCAGGUGAGUCCUUGAAGGGAAGUAGUGGGUUUGGUUCAUCAGGAGGUGUAAGGGUAAAGCUCGUGCUCACAAAAGAAGAGUUGGAAUCGUUGUUGUUUCAAUUGAAGCGCAAUAGUGGAGGAGGAGGAGGAGAAAAAUUGUCACUAGAAAUUGCUUUGAGAGAGAUUGAGAGAGGGAGGGAGAGAGUUAAAGUUGUUGAAGAAUCAACAUGGAAACCUUCCUUGGAGAGCAUCAUUGAGACCCCAGAAUGAAGAAAUUAGAGUCUUUUUUUUUAUAAAACCCAAAUGUACUUUUUUGGUUUUUCUUCUCUUCUUAGAGGGUAUUUAUAAAUACAUAAUGUAUAUGUAAUUGUAGUUUUUAGUUAUGAAGGAGAGAGAUAUGGUAUUCUUCUUCUUCU